UUAAAUUCAAUGAUCGAAUCAAGUCAUGUCAUGUACAGAGCAUUCGAAACAAAAUCAUUCUGAUCACCAUCAUCAUCAUCAUUCUAAUUCAAAGUUAUCCAUAAAAAGUGCCACGUUGAAUAAAACAUCUAAACGUCGAUCUUCAUCCUCAUCAUCAUCAUCAUCAUCAUCAUCUGAAUCAUAUGCUUCAUCAUUAGUUAAUAAUAAAUCAAAUAAAAACAUAAAACAACAAUUGCCUAUUGGUUGUGAUUCACACUCUUCAUCAUCAUCAUCAUCAUCAUCAUCAAACAUACAUAAAAAUCGAUCAAAAGAAUCAAAAAGUGAAAAUAAUAAAAAAUCAUCUUUAUUGCUCAACAUGCCUAGUGCAUCAACACCUACUUCCUCAACAGCAUCAGCUAUUAGUGCUACAGCUCCUUUAUCAUCAACUUCAUCAUCAUCAUCAUCCUCAUUAUCAAUGGUUCAAAGUCAAAAAUGUACUAGUUCACCAAAUCAGCCGGAUUUAGUAGUUAGUGCGACAACGACAACAGCGAUAAAUACAUUGACAACACAUUCACAACCACCGCAAUCAUCAUCCUCAUCAUCUUCAACAACAAUAAUGCCACCACAUACUUCAUCCGGUUCCACAUCAGCCCCAUCAUCAACGACAACAACUGCUUGUUGUGAAACUGGUCGUCCAAUACUCACUGAUCCAUUUACAGGCCAAUCCAUUUGUUCAUGUCAAUAUGAUGCACAUCUUUCAAAUUAUCAACGUUUAGCAGCUUCAGCAGGUUUAAUGUAUAAUCCAGCAGCGGCCGCAGCUGCUGCUGCUGCUGCAGCAGCAGCAUAUAGUUCAUCAUCAUCAUCAUCCUCGUCAUCAUCUUCAUCAUCAUCAACGCCUGGUAGUGGAGGUAUCAAUUUAGGAUCUGAUAUAACACCAAACGGAACAAUAACAUCAACGAAUACCACCAAUAGUAAUACACCGACAACUACAACACCAUCGAUUCCAUCAGCAGGACCACCUGGUUCGGUUGCACCACCACCACCACCGGGUUCGACCGGUAAUGAUUCAUUUUUACCUCUUUCACCUGAACAAUUACAAUCAGCGGCAUCGUUUUUUCCACCACCAACGGCAGCUGGAUUUGAUUUAAAAGAAAAUUUAGAUAUGUGGCGUAAUCUACCGUAUUCAAUGUAUUAUCCAUAUGAUAAUUCCGGUUUGACCGGAUAUCCAUUUGCCAACGGAUAUGGUAUGGAUCUCAAUGGAGCACGACGAAAAAAUGCAACCAGAGAGACGACAAGUACAUUGAAAGCAUGGCUUAAUGAACAUCGAAAAAAUCCCUAUCCAACUAAAGGCGAAAAAAUCAUGUUAGCUAUUAUAACGAAAAUGACAUUAACACAGGUAUCUACAUGGUUUGCAAAUGCAAGACGACGGCUAAAAAAAGAAAAUAAAAUGACAUGGUCACCAAGAAACCGUUGUGAUGAUGAUGAUGAUGAUGAUCCGGAUGAUGUUAAAGAUGAUGAUAGUGAUAUUGUCGACAUUGAAGAUGAUUCGGAAUCAAAACCACACAAUAAUAAUAAUCAUCAUCAUCAUCAUCAAACAAACCAUCAUAAUACUAAACGGGAAUGUUCGCCAUUAUCCGACAUUGGUUCAUUAUCCGAUUCUGAUGUUUUACUAGGACAGCACAAAGGAAUAUCGCCCCAUCUUCAUCAUCAUUCUCAUCCUCAUCUAGGACCAAAUAGUCGAUUACACGCCUUACAUCAUCAGUUAGCUGCAGCUGCAGCUGCAGCAGCAGCAGCUGCUAGUGAUGGUGGAACUGGUGGUGGUGAUAUUAAACCUCGAAUCUGGUCAAUUGUAGACACGGCAACUACCAAUAAUCCCAAUAAUCUUCAUCAUUCAUCAUCAAAUCAUCAUACAAACAACAAUAAUAAUCAUCAUAAUUCAUCAUCAUCAUCAUCACUAUCGCCGGGAGCAAAAUCGUCGGCUUCUGGUGGUAGUAUCGGCCCGAUCUCACCAAUCGCUGCCAAUCGUGCAGCUCGUCUCGAUUAUUUAACUGCUCCAUAUCUGAAACCUGGUACAAAUACAGCCGCAGGUAAUGGUGCAAAUGCUGCAGCAGCAGUUGCCGCUGCUGCUGCGGCUGCAGCUUUACCACCAAGUUGGUAUCCACCAGCAGCUUUUGGUCAUUCUGGUUCAGGUGCAUCGUCACCGUUUCCAGGAUCCUUAUAUUCUUGUCCACCAGCUUUGAUGAGUCAUUUGAUGGCAGCAAAUGCUGCUGCGGCAGCCGCUGCAGCAGCCGCAUCCGGUCAAACCGGUCCAAAUUCUUCACCAUCAAAUACUGCUGCCGGACCACUUAAUCUUCAUAAUUUGCCAUCCCAUUUAGUCGCAUUACGAAGUGCAGCAGCAGUUGCAGCUGCUGCAGCUGCAUCAUCUAAUCCAGGAGCAAAAUAAUGAUUUUGGGCUACAUUCAUAAUCUGAUUUAUCAUAAGAAACGAAAAUUAUUAUCAGAAAAAGGAACUAAA
This is a messenger RNA of Dermatophagoides pteronyssinus (European house dust mite), 2493 nucleotides long. It is a transcript of the gene mirr, whose product is annotated as iroquois-class homeodomain protein mirror. The record is from RefSeq and is a predicted model, not a curated record. Lineage: Eukaryota; Metazoa; Arthropoda; Arachnida; Sarcoptiformes; Pyroglyphidae. Gene Ontology annotation, cellular component: nucleus. Gene Ontology annotation, molecular function: DNA-binding transcription factor activity, RNA polymerase II-specific; RNA polymerase II cis-regulatory region sequence-specific DNA binding. Gene Ontology annotation, biological process: cell development; neuron differentiation; regulation of transcription by RNA polymerase II.